CCAUGGUGUGCUGAUAUCCAUAACCAUGGUGUUCUUCGUGCUAUGGGUCCGGGCGCCGUCGAUCGAUGACGUAGUUCUGUACUCUCCAGUAAACGAGGUGAUUGAAUCCAUCGGCAUUAUAAGAUUCAAUGGAACUCUGGACGCCCCUUCUAUAUAUCGUGGCAGCCCGUCUCCAGAAAUUGACGCCGCUUGGGAUAGGAUAUCUCCGCGUCUAGUUCGUAUGACGCUUGAGCAACUGCUCAGAACAGGGGAGAAACCUUCUCCCGCCAUGGCUAGGUAUCCGGACGAAUACGGUGGAGGUUAUAUGGCAAAUGUAGAAGUCAUUCACCAGCUCCAUUGCAUAAACAUGCUUCGCAGAGCCAGCUGGGGUGACCAUGAUAAUUCCUCGGGUCAUGACUCGCAAUCCCGUGAAAGCUUCUGGCGCAUUCAUCUCGUACCUCAGACCAUUGCAUCGAGAAUGCUCAGGCAGAACAUUAUGUGUCGUGGUGACGUGACGAUGCUCACUUACGACUGGGUGGAGGGAUGCAGAAACUUUGAUAAAGUCUUGAAUUGGCUUGAUGAGCGUCGCGUUGUUAUCCCUAAAUCCAAGAUGGACUUGUCUUCUCCUCCUUGAUGGCAGUCUCGAAAUAUUCUCCAAAUGACGACUCUCGCGUAGAUCAUGAUAUGACGAAUGUCCUUGAAUAUGUCGCAAAGUCGAAUAGAAAUCCUAGUAUCUCUGCUGAAUAGAUUAAUGAUUGUCAGUUUGAUGCAUUAAAACAGGCUAAGUAACCUAGUCUUGUGAUGCAUCGAUAAGCUGUCGAUAAGCUUGCGCAAGCGCUCAG
This is a messenger RNA of Suillus subalutaceus, 821 nucleotides long. RefSeq lists its product as uncharacterized. Gene Ontology annotation, biological process: mycotoxin biosynthetic process. The transcript is spliced from 7 exons. The coding region runs from base 26 to 613 and encodes 195 amino acids. The record is from RefSeq and is a predicted model, not a curated record. NCBI's taxonomy places the organism in Eukaryota, Fungi, Basidiomycota, Agaricomycetes, Boletales, Suillaceae.